GUUGUCUUGACAAAAAAGUAUUUUAGAAAAACUGGAGGGUCUCUUGAGUUAACAGCGAACACGUAUUACAUGUCUAAACUUUCUCGCAAUCCGGGAUUUUUUGUUGAGUAACAGUUGUGUCAAGAACAGAAAACGCGACCAUGCCGCGGAAGGGCGAGAAAAUGACCGAGGAGCAGAAGAAGAAGCUCCAGGAGGGGCGAAAGGCCAAGAAGGACAAAAAAAUGGAGACGAAGAAGAAGCGCGCAGAGGCGCUGGCCAUCGCACGACAGAAGCAAAAGGAGGCCCGGGAUGCGGCGAAGAUCGCGGACGGGGGCGGUGGUAUGGUCGACAUGAUGGGACGAGCAAUUAUGGAGAAAGACAAAAAAGCGAAGAAAAGUAAGAACAACAACCCUAAGAUGAAAGUAGACACCGAGGAAGCUCUCCCGCCGCCCGAUGCGAUCGGGUUCUUCGGCCAGGGAGAGGUGCUGCGGGAGGGAUGUACCUAAUUUGAUCUGUUUUGUUUCGUACACUAACUUCAACUUUACUAUUGAUUUGUAUUUUCAGAACGACAUUGUUCACGUUCUUUUUCUUGGUGAGAUGUAACGGGUAGGCUGCAGAAAGAGACGACACGGCAACGGGAUGAAAAGUGACAGAAUGACGUAAAAUUUUGCAUGCAAAAAUCAUCAACACAGCACACACGCUGCCCGAGUCGGAGAAACUCCCGAACUUCUGAAUCCUAUCUCCGGAAAGGAAUUCAAUUUUCCGCCGCGCGACAAGUCGCACGGCAAAACCAAAAGCUGCGAUGUGUGCUGGCGCUCACCAGCAUCUGCAACGGGUCGAAGGAGGCAGUUUUCUUUCACCACGACAAAUCCGCAGCAGAAGCACUGCACAAUGGCGAUUUUCUAAGUAGUAAUUUUAAGAGCAAUAAUUUCUGAAGUGAACCUUUUUGCGGCGUUUUUGGUUUCGAGAACAGAAUCCCAGUUUGAAUUACAACCUCUGUGAAUACAAUGUAUACUUAGCCAAGUAAUAGACUAGGACUACCAGCGAUCGUUAUAUUUUCAUCUCACUAUGGGCGGUGCUGCGAGAAUCCGGUAGAACUACCCGAACUGGCCAUCAUCGUGCUUGCGUGUAUCAAAUAAACCAAACGCGGCGCGGCACGGUGUCCAUGUGAGAAGCAAGGUUUGGAAGAUGUUGUCUCGAAGGCGAAGUUUUUACGAAGGAGACAGAAAUGUUUGACAGACUGUCGAGUGGUCGUUUGCCUGGAUUGCUACUAACUUCGACCAGAUUUAGACUCAUAUUUAUUUUUAGGAUAAUCAAGGAGAUCUAGAUUUAUCAUUGUCUCACUCGACAACGAGAAGUUUCACGCUUCGACCCAGAGGUG
This is a messenger RNA of Amoebophrya sp. A120, 1360 nucleotides long. The record is from the annotation of a GenBank genome assembly. Lineage: Eukaryota; Dinophyceae; Syndiniales; Amoebophryaceae.